AUGGUUGUAUUUCUACUUCUAUUAUUCUUAAUUCCUUAUGUAACCGCGCAACUAACAGUUGGUGGCUGGUUCUUCCCGGUAUCAGUAGCACCACCUGAUCCAAAAGAUAACACUGUAUACGAUGAGGAAAUUGCGUUUCCAGAAGCUGAAACUGUAAAUGUGACACAUCAAGAAAUCAAAAACGACAUGGAUCACACAUCAACUACCACUCAUGAUCCUCUUGAAAUUUCGAAAUCCAAACGAUUUCUUCCUGAUUCUGGUAUUCAAAACUCUAUGCCAUUACCUACUAAGUUCGGGGAUCUCUCAGUAAACGAGGAACCCGUUAUAACAAUGUCCAUGACACCGAUUCGAAGUUUAGUUCAGCCGGAAGAAAUAUCAGCAGACAUAACAAGGAACCUUAAAGCAGAACAGGCAAUGCUGGAAGUUAGUUCUACAACCGAACCGGUUACAACAACAAGGCUACCGUUUGUAUAUGAAAUCCCGAAAACAAAAGCGUUUGAUGAUUCUUUCUCAGCUGUUGAGAAAGAAAGGGAUAUGAUGAAAUUGAAAAGGGAUGUUUUCCGUUUACGCAACGAGAUGAAUCUGGUGAAGGCGCUAUUGAACAAAAUGUACAAGAGGAUGUACAGAAAACAGCAGGAUUUCCUGAUGAAGGUUUAA
This is a messenger RNA of Caenorhabditis remanei, 657 nucleotides long. RefSeq lists its product as uncharacterized. Lineage: Eukaryota; Metazoa; Nematoda; Chromadorea; Rhabditida; Rhabditidae. The record is from RefSeq and is a predicted model, not a curated record. The transcript is spliced from 6 exons. The coding region runs from base 1 to 657 and encodes 218 amino acids.